ACCUCCACCACCAUGGACUGCUACGAGGACGUGAGGAAGUACGGCUACCUGAGGAAGCAGAAGCACGGCCACAAGCGCUUCUUCGUGCUGAGGGCUCCGAGCCACCUGGGGCCGGCCCGGCUCGAGUACUACGACAGCGAGAAGAAAUGGAGGAGCCGCGCGUCGGCCCCCAAGCGGGUCAUCCUCCUGUGCCAGUGCUUCACCGUGAGCAGGCGGGCGGACGCCAAGAGCAAGUACCUGGUGGCCCUGUACACCAAGGACGAGUACUUCGCCAUGGUGGCCGAGAGCGAGCAGGAGCAGGAGAGCUGGUACUCGGCGGUGAGCGAGCUCAUGAACGAAGGGAAGAGCGCGGCGCUGGAGCCCGACGAGCUGGAGGAGAGCUACGGCACGUUCACCCCGGGCACCGUGUUCAAGGAAGUUUGGCAGAUCAACGUCAAGCCCAAAGGCUUAGGGCAGACCAAGAACCUGACCGGGGUGUACCGGCUGUGCCUGUCCAGCAAGAUGAUCCACUUCGUCAAGAUUAACUCGGACGUGCCUUCGGUGCAUCUGCAGCUGAUGAACAUCAGGCGGUGCGGGCAUUCCGAGAACUUCUUCUUCAUCGAGGUCGGCCGCUCGGCCUCCAUCGGCCCCGGUGAGCUGUGGAUGCAGGUCGACGAUUCGGUGGUCGCCCAAAACAUGCACGAAACCAUUUUGGAGACGAUGAGGGCGCUGAAAGCGUUUGCUGAGUUUCGACCCAGGAGUAAAAGCCAGUCGUCUGGGACCAACUCCAUAUCACUUCUGACUCGAAGGCAUCUCGGUAACCUGCCACCAAGUCAGACUGGAUUACAAAGGAGGUCCAGGACUGAAAGCAUGACUGGUACUUCUCCUGCAUCCAAAAGUGAGGCUUAUCGCUUCCGAACAUCCAGUGAAGGUGAAGGUACCAUGACCAGACCUUUUGGGUCUGUCACUGGAAGUUUAAUCCAUUUAAACUCUGGAAGAAUGGGUUUGAGCAGGGGUGAUGGAAGUGGGAGGUACGUAAAGCCACCAUUUGGCCCCUCUAACCACAGUCGGUCAGUAUCUUUGCCUGUAACCUACCUGCCAUCUACCACCAGCCCAGUAAGUGUUUCUUCCAGCAGUGGUCAUGGAUCUGCAUCUGAUCCUCUUACACGUCCAUCCAGUUCAUCAGUUUGUGGUUCACCAAGUGAUGGGGGCUUUAUUUCCUCUGAUGAAUACGGUUCAAGUCCUGGGGAUUUUAGGUACUUCCGUGUUCGGAGUAAUACACCAGAUUCACUUGGUAAUACACCACCGAUUCAAGAAGAAAAUUGUUUCUGUGAUUAUAUUUCAAUGGACAAACAGAUUAAUACUGUGAAUCUUGAUGGCAGAACAAGAGAUGACUACAUGGUUGCUGAGAAAGGAUAUAGAAAAAGGACCCACUCUCUUACUACCCCUGGUGCUGUGAUAAUGCAUCAAAAGACUACACAAACAACCUCAUCAUUGGAUGAGGCUAAUGUUGAUUCAUCGAGCGUGGGUGUCGGCAGUCAACUAUCAUGUUCUGCAUCACCAAAGUUUACUUGUAAUCCUUACCAUGAAGAUUAUAGUGAUGUUGAGAUUGGAUCCUCAGUUAACCAAAGCCAUAACAGAUCAAGAGAUGAUGGUUAUAUGCCAAUGAUGCCUGGUGUAGCAUCUGCUAGCCAUAACAAAAAUCAGGAUUACAUGCCAAUGAAUCCUAAAAGUACAUCUGCUCCAAAAGAAAUAGGUUCUCGGCCACCAACUCACCUGGAUUCACGGGGAUACAUGGUGAUGUCUCCAACUGAUAGUAAUACUCCAGGAAGAGGCUUGCUUACAGGAUGUGGUUCUAAAUUGUCGGUAGCCAAUAGUGAUGACAAAUUAUCAAACAGUGAAUAUGUGGACAUGUCCCAAAGAAAUCUAACUACACGGAAGUUAUCCAGCGAUGGCUUCUAUAAUCUUGCUAGUCCUGAAGCUCAGAAAUCAUACAGUUCGUAUUAUUCAUUGCCUCGAUCAUUUAAAGCUCCUUCACAGGAAAGUAGUGAGCAUAAUGAGUAUGUUCCUAUGUGUUCUCCAGGAAAAUUGAUGUAUGGAGGAGACUCCGUGUUUACCAGCAGUAUUAACAACAGUAAUUUGGUCCAAGAUAUUUCUCAUCCAUCAGUAACACAAAACGCAGAAGCGAUGGUCAUUCAAAAAGGAAGAGUUGUGAGGCCCACAAGAUUAUCACUGGAUACCGUGGGCGCUAAUGUUUUACCAAGAAUGUUUGAGCAUAGUUUACCACCGGAGCCAAAAAGCCCGGGAGAGUACAUUAAUAUCGCUUUUAGUGAGAAAACUAUCAACACACCAUAUUCUUUAUCAGCAGACGGGUCGCCUUCUUCACUUGGCUCCAGUAGUGAACACAGACGAUCUCCGUUGUCAGACUAUAUGAGUGUAGACCUAGAUGUACAGUCACCAAAGGCAGCCAUUGUUUCCUCAAAUUCUUUGACUAGCAUGACCAUUGGUUCAAGUUCAAGUGUAACCAGAAGCCAACCAAAUGAUGCUUACAUUAGUGUUCGCCUUGGUGCUGCCUGUGUCAGUACACCUGCCAAGGUGGAUGAUUACACAGAGAUGACAUUUAACGUGGCAGUAACGGCUCCUCAGCCAGUUUUACCCAAACCAGAUAUUGCAGAGGUGAUUAGCCCUACAGCAAUUGUGAAGAGAUUGUGCAUUAUCGAUCAGUAUCCUAGUAUAAACACCUUUCCUGUCCCUGGCCCUCCUUCUGAUGCCAAUCAUGCCCCUAAGGUGAUCCGUGCUGACCCACAGGGAAGACGACGCCACAGCUCAGAGACGUUUUCCUCUACGCCCACAGUGACUCCAUCUUCCCCCUUUUUUGCUGAUGGUGGCAAAAGGCACAGCUCUGCUUCAUUUGAUAAUGUUUGGCUUAAACCAAAUGAUAGUGUUAGUGAAGAGCAAAGAAGUACAAUGUGCAGGAAUACAUCUGCAGGCUUUCAGAAUGGAUUGAAUUAUAUUGCUUUGGACCUAAGGGAAGAUCACGGAUGUAUUGAAUCAAAUGGAAGCUUGCAGAAUCCACUUCGCCAAAUCACCAGCAGUACAGACUCUAGAGGCUAUGCAAGCAUAGACUUUACCAAAUCAGAUGGGAUGAAAUAUACCUCUACAUCUGAAGGUACAUUGGGGGAAGGCUGAGGGUAAUAACGAUUUUCCAAACAAUCCUACCAAACAGACUAAGUCCACCGAUGUGAUUAAAACCCAUGUGAACAGAGAAGAAAGAGUGAAGCAUACCUUUCCCAUGGAGCUUGCCAUGAAGUUGUAGAAAAUGCUUGAUGGAGCAGGUACUUUUCGAGGGCAGUCCUGUUAUUUCAAGAAUAUACACUUACCUGCUAUUUUUCCUUGAGCACAAGUGGAAAAUGCAACAAAUGGAUCUCAACAGGAACAUAUUUUCUGCCUGAUGACUUUUUGGUACUUCUUUCAAAAUAAGACACUCUUCCUGCAAGUUUCAGCUGAGCAAAAAAAGAAAAACGAGCCAUAGCUAACUUGAAACUACGUACUGAAAAGUUUUAAAACUACAUUAAUUUCAAUCACAAAUAAAGGUUAAGUGUUUUGUCAUUUUUUAACAAUUGUUCACAUAAAAAUACCUGCUAAAAUAAUUUUACAAAUGUUCCUCAAUCCAAACAACAAUAGACUUUCUCUUGUAAGUUUUGGAAGAUAUUUACAAUUGCUGCUACAAGUCCUAUUUGCUCUUGAUUUUUGGAGUAUGGAAAGUGUUUCACCAACAGUCUGCAACCACUUGAGGAACAUUUUGUAUAUUCUGUGACAUCUGGAGAUGUAUUCUAUUUCACUAUAUAUCCAGCUUUAAAUUAUUUUUAGUUAGAAAAGUAUUCUUGUGAUGUUAAGAUAACAGCUUACAUAGUGUAACAAGGUGUCUUUUCAGAUCGUUGAUAAUUGAAGAUCACGCAAUGCAUUUCCCUGUACAAAGCUGGAGUGGUUGAACAACUGUCUCUGAGCAACUCAUUUCGCUAUUCCACACAAACCUUAUGAACCAGGUUAAAUUCUUUCCUCCAACCAGCUUUAACAUGCACCAAGUUAUAUGUUGCAACUCCUGUGACCAGCUGAGCUAACUGUGAGUAAAGAUUGAUCUAAAGUUCAAACAUUUAUGAUGAGGAGUACUUCUAGAGAUCAUAAAAUGUCUGAGAAUAUUGGGAAGCUCUUUUCAAAUUGCUUUUAUCAGGUAUUUUUAUUUGUUCACCCAGUCUUUUAAUUAUGCUCCAAAAUUAUCAAUUUACCUGAACUUCUUUUUUGGGUUUCAAAAUUUGAUUUCAGUUUAAAAGCUAUGGUGUUGCCAGUGGUUCUUGCUCUGCAUAAGGUAGUACGUAAAUGCAAAUGGAAGUCUACUUUCACUAUUCCCAAUAGACCAGAAUUUACCCUUUCCUAAAUGUACAUAUUAUGUUCCUUCAAAAAUCAUUUUCACAUUCUGCAUGGUUUAAAAAGCUGCUGCUGACAUUUGCUAACAAUCCGCUAUGGGAGUUCAUUAACACUGCCUUUGUGAUAUCACUGCUACAUCUCCACAUCUACUCUACAAUGAUGCCAGAUGCCAUCAAUAAUACCUUUUUUUUUUCUUUUUUCCAUUGUCCCUUAGUCAAUUUACUGGCAGUAAAAACCUUUGAUAUGUAUUCACUUUGGCUGUUUUCUUUCACCCUUCCUACUCCGAAAAGUAGCUGUGUUUUUAAGAUGUGUUUUUUUAGGUUCGUAGUACAGUUUUUGCUUACCUUAUACCGCAAAAGAUUUAAUAUGCAUAAAUUGACUUUGCGGAUCUGAGAAGGCUUAUGUAAUGCAAAAUAUUUUAUGCAAAAGGUACAAUAGAAAUUGAAUUACUGGUACUUAUUGGACUACAGGGAAUCGGAAUAAAAUCCUUUCAAUUUUUACUGCAGCUCUAAAAUGCUGCUUUCCAAACAAAAUCCAUUAGCAGAACCUAAAUUAAAAGAUAUAAUUGGAACAGAUUCUUGUAAUUUUUACUGNUUUUUUAUGUAUAGGCCUCAUACUGAGCUGCAUGGAAUUGGGGAUAUUGUUUAAAACCAUCUGGACUUCCCUGGAUUGGAUAUGAGAAAUGAAUUGAAAUACCAUCAUCCUACUACAGGGGCACUGAGACACUGAGUAACCAAAGAUGUGCAGCGUUGUACUACUUACAUUAGGCUAAAUGGAUAAAUGCCACAUUCAAACAACCAGUAAUCUAAGGUAAAUUAUAUUGCCUAGGUGGUAUCCAAGUCCCUUAUAUCAGGAUUUUCAGACCUCUUUUGGGUUAGCGACCAAAAUAUUCAGAUUUUUUGUUUCCAUCGUGUUCGUGAAACCUUUUUUUAAUUUCCAAAAUGAGUCUGGCACCACGUAAUCGUGCUACACAGCCACUGUUCUAACCACACAACAGCUGAAGCUGUAGGAAGUAUAAAAUCCCUUGGCAGAUUUAGUGUGUGUGAACUCUCGAGUCAAGUAUUCAACAAUUCAUUUCUCUUGAGAAUGAAUUCAAACUUGAGACUGAUUUUUUUUAAAGAAGUACUCUUUAGGGAUACAGAAUUCAUUUCACUUGGCCUGCCUAUGCUGUUUGAAAAGCCAUGAAUUAAUUGCAAUAUACAUUAUUAAAAUUAGUAAGCUUUAUUUAAAAACCUGCAGUUUCUGUAUUGUAUAAUUAGUUGCUGUCAAUAAGACUCAUUGUCUUUGUUACGGAAUAGUCUGAACACCGUAAUUGAGGGUUUACACAAUCCUGCUGGACUUUGUCAACUUGAGGAUAUUGCCUUUACCAGGCUGUUUUAAUAUUCAUUUGCUGGUUUGAGAAGGGAAUAGGAGAAGCGAGAAACAACUAUGCAGUGUACGAUGCACCAAUGAUCUGUGCAUAAUCGCAGGAGAUAGUUUUCGCUUUGUUCAUUUUCUUUUACCAUUUCACCCCCCCCC
Molecule: messenger RNA, 5922 nt
Organism: Callorhinchus milii (elephant shark)
Lineage: Eukaryota; Metazoa; Chordata; Chondrichthyes; Chimaeriformes; Callorhinchidae
Gene: irs4b
Product: insulin receptor substrate 2-A
Exons: 3
Coding region: 13-3168 (1051 amino acids)
Biological process (GO): insulin receptor signaling pathway
Cellular component (GO): cytosol; plasma membrane
Molecular function (GO): insulin receptor binding; phosphatidylinositol 3-kinase binding
Source: RefSeq, a predicted model, not a curated record